AUGGAGUCAGAGGAUGAUCAGGUUUAUAUUCCUCAAGUAAAAGCAGAGUUGAUGCCUAAAUUACACCAAGAGUUUGAAACAAUAGAUGAGGUUGCUACUUUCUACAAUAGAUAUACAAAAGAAGCAGGGUUCAGUAUUAGAAGUCAUUCUAGUGCAACCAACAAAGAUAAUACCCAACUUAUGAGGAAGGAGUAUGUUUGUUAUAAGCAAGGAACUUCCAAGGUUCAAGGAGAAAAAUGUAAGAAAGGAUUACCACAAGUGGGUUGUAAAGCAAGAAUUGCAGUUGUGAGAAAGGAGUCUGGAAGAUAUGCAAUCUCUGUAUUUGUCGAAGGUCACAACCACCCAUUAACAAGCCCACCUAGAGGACAUUUGUUGAGAUCUCACCAUCGUGUUUCAAAAGUUAACACAGUUCUAUCACAACAACUAAGCUUGGAAUUUCUGAAGGGUAUGCCAGGAAAUGCCCCAGAAAAUGCCCCCAAAAUGAUUAUUACUGACAAAGAUCCUGCUAUGACUAAAGCGAUUUCAGAAGCACUCCCACAAACAUUUCAUAGAUAUUGCAGUUGGCACAUUCUAAAUAAGUUUUCUGAGAAGCUAGAUGCAAUUAAAUAUCGGGAUUACUACCAAGACUUUUAUAGCUGCAUAUGGAAUUCAAGUAGUACAGAGGAGUUUGACUCAAGAUGGACUGAAAUUAUUGAGAAAAGUAGGUUGAGUGAUAACAAGUGGUUGCAGUCAAUAUAUGAAAUUCGUUCAUCAUGGAUACCAGCACAUUUUGAGAGGGGACUUCUUCAUCAACGCUAUCAUGAGUUAGAGAAGGAUCAUAUCAAUAUUGAUGAGAAGGCAAGAACUGUCAUGUCACUUGACAUUGAAGAUCAUAUGGCCAAGAUUUAUGCACGUAAGAUAUUUUAUGAAGUUCAAGAACAGUUGAGAGAGAGCUUCAAAUAUAAACUAGAACUUCUAAGAGAAAAUGUCACUCAUUGUGUAUUUAAGGUUAUGCGAAAGAACCUUGAUACUAUGAAGUCUCGUGAACUGACUUAUGAAAAAGACUCUGAUUUUGCAUCAUGCAGCUGUAGAAAGUUUGAGAGUGAAGGGCUGUCGUGUUCACAUGUUUUUUCAUAUUUGAUUAAAAUCCAAGAUGUUGAUAAAUUGCCUACUCAGUACAUCUUGAAGAGAUGGACUAAAGAUGCAAGACAGAGUCUUGUGUUAGAUUCUGAUGGAAUGGAAAUUAAAGACAACAAAGCUUUACUUGCAAGGAGGACUAAACUAUUGCAGCAUGCUACAAAUGCAAUUGAUAAGGCAAUGGUGAGUGAGGAGGCUAGCCAGCUCUUUAUGAAAUCCUUGGAUGCUUUCUUGGAGAAUAUUAAAACAUUGAUUGGUAACGAAAGCCAACAAAAUGUAGUAGUUCUGGAGACCAAGGUUGAUAAUGUUCAGCAUAUUUUUAAUGAACCAGAUCAAGUGAGGGCAAAAGGGUGUGGAAGAAGGUUGAAGAAAGGAAAAGAGAAGAGGAAAGUUAAGGUAAAGGACAGUCAAGGUAGGCAAUGCCAUGGAUGUGGACUAUUUGGCCAGUCACAUGACAAAAGAAAUUGUCCAACACUUCAUGGAAAACCUGCUAUUAACAAAGAUGGGGAGUCAAGUUCCACCAAUAUGGAUGAGGAGUCAAGUUCAACAUGCUCUUUGUGA
Rosa chinensis is the source of this 1677-nucleotide messenger RNA. Its product is annotated as protein FAR1-RELATED SEQUENCE 5-like. The transcript is spliced from 4 exons. Lineage: Eukaryota; Viridiplantae; Streptophyta; Magnoliopsida; Rosales; Rosaceae. The record is from RefSeq and is a predicted model, not a curated record. Gene Ontology annotation, molecular function: zinc ion binding. The coding region runs from base 1 to 1677 and encodes 558 amino acids.